AUGAGGACACGACAGAGGGAAAAGAAUCCUACAUGUGCCUGCAUAUCAGAUGAUAUCUGGGCGCAUGGCGAUCUCGUGGCAUCGCAUCGUGGCAUGACAAGUUCCCCAAAAUCUGAGCCACGAUCCCCAGAUCAAACCAUCAAACCAUCAAAGCGUUGCGAACAAUCAAAACUCGGCGUCAAAUUUCACGUUACGGUCUUUGGGGGCGGACGACGAAACGUCCUUACAUUCUCCGUAUAA
This is a messenger RNA of Botrytis byssoidea, 240 nucleotides long. RefSeq lists its product as uncharacterized. Bases 1 to 240 code for a protein of 79 amino acids. NCBI's taxonomy places the organism in Eukaryota, Fungi, Ascomycota, Leotiomycetes, Helotiales, Sclerotiniaceae. The transcript has a single exon. The record is from RefSeq and is a predicted model, not a curated record.